Molecule: messenger RNA, 972 nt
Organism: Dinoponera quadriceps
Lineage: Eukaryota; Metazoa; Arthropoda; Insecta; Hymenoptera; Formicidae
Exons: 1
Coding region: 1-972 (323 amino acids)
Molecular function (GO): protein dimerization activity
Source: RefSeq, a predicted model, not a curated record
AUGACCUCCUACGCGACCUUCCAGCAGUACGACCUCCUGGACUCUGAGGGUUACGGGUCUGCGAGCAGCCCGGAGUCGAACCCGCGCGGCAACUGGCACCAUCAGGAGAUCUACCCGCAACCGCCGCGCUCCAGGGGCAGCAGCUGCGGUAGCGUCAGUUCCGUGGACAGCCACCAUCAGCAAGAGUACCAGGAGAUCGGCACCCCCAAUGGCAGCCUGCACGUGACCGCGGGCUUCAACUUCGCCGACUUCUACGAGGGCUACUACCAAGAGGGCUGCCGUAGCAGCGAGCCGUUGAACGGCGCCAGGAACGUCAAGGACCAUCACUCCAAGGUCAUCUUCAGAAUGAACGAUCAGUGCGCGAGCUACGGUGACGCUCCGUCCAGAAUGGGCUUCAACGAGGGCGCCGCGGGCAAGCAAGACCCGGCGGGGUACGUACAAAAGAUGGAGCACCAUCAUCCCGCCGGUGUCUUUGCGAAUUCCCGAGCCGACUACGCUCAGGAGGUAUUCGCGGCGAAGAGCUACGGGAAAAACGGCGGCUUCCUGCCGCGGAACGAGAGCCACCCUUACGGUCAGAGAACGGACGUGCUCUACUUGGGCGCCGCUUACACGGUGCAGAGGAACGACGCCGGCCUGGUGACGACCGGCCAGCCGAACAAGUGCGAUCAGUCGCGGUAUCAUCAGCGGGACGACGGGCACCACGUUCUGCCGGCGGACUACGCCGGGCAAAAGUCCAAGGACGCGAUGCAGAAGAUGAAGAGCAGCGCGCCUGGCAUCGAGGUGUUGAGGAAGAGGAGGCUCGCGGCGAACGCCAGAGAGAGGAGGCGGAUGAACAGCCUGAACGACGCCUUCGACAGGCUGCGGGACGUCGUACCCAGUCUCGGCAACGACCGCAAGCUCAGCAAGUUCGAGACGCUGCAAAUGGCGCAGACCUACAUAGCCGCGCUCUACGAGCUGCUGCAGCGCGAAUGA